GCAACAGCAGUUUAAACGCUUCCCAUAAUGCACUCCCCGAUCAUCAGCGGGAAACCAAAAUGGCGAACGUGCUGGGGGAAAAUGAACCGUUUGUUAUCUUCUGAAGAACGCACGAUUCCCGCAAGUUUCCGCGACAUACUUUUGAGAUAAACUCAAACACAGAAGAAGCGGGAUAACCUUUGUCGUUACUAUAAUUGUUAUUUUUUUGUUCCAGUGAUUUGUAGAACCAGAGGUGACCGAAUGAGAGACUCAGGGGUUGUGGAUCACCUGUCUGUCCAUCACAGAGCCCUCCCACAGCGGCAGCAGCAGGCCGUGCCCUUGUCUCCCAGCAGCCUCUCUGCUCAGGGGGAGUAUGGAGAGGAGGGCAUGUCGGACAGGUUCACAGAGGGGCAGGACGUCUUGGCCCGGUGGUCAGACGGUUUGUUCUACUUGGGGACAAUCACCAAGAUAAAUCUGCAGAAGCAGAGGUGCUUCGUGGUUUUCGAGGAUCGUUCAAAGUCUUGGGUCCUGUGGAAGAAUAUUCAGACAGGGGACGAAGAUGAUGCAGAUGAUGAGGACGAUGACAUUGUGUGCUCUAUAUGCCAGGAUGAAACAUCAGAUGAACCCAAUGAAAUUGUCAUUUGUGACAAGUGUGGCCAAGGCUACCAUCAGCAGUGUCACUCCCCCGUCAUCGAUGCCUCUGUCAUCGACUCCGAUGACAAGUGGCUCUGUUCAGAGUGUGAGCUCACUUCUUUGCCUAAGAGGGGGGGUGCACACAUGAGGGCAGGGUCUGCUAAGGGCUAUCUGCAGCAGCAGCAGCAGCAGCAGCAGCAGCAGCAGCAGCAGCAGCAGCACAUGGGGCUUCACCUGACCCUCCCAUACGCUCUGGAAGAACUGGUCUGGGAUCAGGGCCACAAGACUAACAUCCAGCAUUGCUACUGCUACUGCGGAGGGCCAGGAGACUGGUACCUGAAGAUGCUGCAGUGUCACGGGUGUGAGCAGUGGUUCCAUGAGGCCUGUCUCCACUGCUUACAGAUGCCCAUGCUCUAUGGAGACAGGUUUUAUAUGUUCAUUUGUUCCGUUUGCAACGGUGGACCUGAGUACAUCAGCCGAAUGCAGCUGGGAUGGGAGGAUGUGUCGCACCUGAGCCUGUACAACCUGAGCGUCAUCCACAAGAAGAAGUACUUUGAGUCUGAGAUGCACCUGAUGAGUUACAUCAACGAUAACUGGGAGCUGCUGCAGCUGGGGGAGCUCGCCAACACUCCCAUGUCGGAGCGCUAUGAAAGGGUUCUGGAUGCGUUAAACAACAACAACAGCAUGUUCAUGUCGGGGAAGGAGGUAAAGAAAAAGAAGCACUUGUUUGGGCUGAGGAUCCGUUACCCUCCCGCUCCCCCAAACUCUGAGCCAACCAGCAGAAUGAUGGAGAGGGCUUCACACGAGAUCACCAUCAAGGGAUGCAAGUCCACGAAGGCCCUCCCUGGCAUGAGACCUUGCUCUAGUUUUACCAAUGGGACGGAGAAGAAGAGAAAAAGAAAGCAAGGACCACAACGCAGUGAGCUCUUCUCCCACGAAGUUAGAAAGCCUCUACUAGAACCCCACACAACGGAUCACUCUAUCAAGAGUGAAAGGUCUCAGCUGUCUUCAACAACCUCCGAUAUGGAGUCCAUAGAAGCCCUGAGCACCACAGAAACUACCUCAACCAGCAUUUCAAGACAGUCCAGCCUCUGUAGCUCCAGCAAGCCGCGCCCCACAGCCUGCACCAUGCCCGUUUACCCACCCUUAAAGAGGAAACGCGGGCGGCCCCGACGGGCCCUGCAGCCCCCCAACCCAGAGAUCCCCCCUCCUAGCCACGCAGAGCUGAACCCCUCCGCUACAGAGAUGCCGACCCCGCUGCCGGGGCUUCACUCCACAGACAUAGUGCACGGCAUGGACCCCAACAGCCAGCUGUCCCACCUGAAGAGCUCUAUCAGCAGCUACUUCGGAGCAGCGGGGCGGCUGGCCUGCGGGGAGAAAUACAAAGUCCUGGCACGCCGGGUCACCCUCGACGGAAAGGUGCAGUACCUGGUGGAGUGGGAAGGAGUCACCGCCUCCUAGACUUCUCAGCAUCUCGCCUCUGAGCAGCUCCUGCAGGAGGAGUACAGCUGUGCUAAGGACUUGUGCACACCGCCUGCAUCAGAGCAUUAACUGAGAAAUGCCUUGGUUUAGAUAAGAGCAAGUUGAGCUGACUGCAAAGCCUACUGGUUCAGUGCACAUUUCAUCAUGUGUUUAAAGUUUACACUUCUAGGAUCAAGUCAGGGUACUGUCAUUGCAUCACAUUUAAAUGUUCACAGCAUCCCCGAUUAAUUCGGUUCAGAAUAAUUGAGCUGUGCACUGCCCAUGUAGGCUUUCAGUGAAUCACUGUUCUUAAUUUCAAAUCCAGUUAUAUGCUCUCCGUUUUCAUACCAGUUCAGUAUCAACUACGUUUUUUUGCCAGAAUGUAGUUAAUCACUCAUUGAAUGGUAGAGACAGAGAGGACACUUUGUUCUGAGAUUUUUUAUUAAUUUCACUAUUGCAAUGAACAAUUAGAUUUGAUGAUUAAAAUUCACUUUCUUACCCUUUGGGUAAAUAAAACGUGUUCCCUUAAAACAGCCUCCCCUCUAGUCGCAGUGACGAGUACCUUCAGCUGUGUUUUGGAAAGUGUUCAGGAGGAGCUCAAUACACAAGACAUGUGCUGCUGCAAAUGUUUUAUUUUAUAUAGAAUUAUACUACACUUAUUAUUACCUUUUCCUAUUGUGUUUUCGCAUAAUGCUUUUAUUUACGUUCAGCAUCUUGCUCUCGUUUCAAAGUACAGAUUUCACAUCCAAUGAUAAUCUGUGCUCUUGAACUGCAAAUCUGAGCUGCAGUGUCACCCACGGUAAAGCUGAAAUCCCUUUUUAUGUUGGGUGACUCUCCCAGUUAAUAUGUAAUUAUGAGAGUCUGUGCGUAAAUGGUGCCCAAAACCCAGAGGGCUUCAAGUAAAUACUUGGUUAUAAGAUUUACUUUUUGAGGAGCUCCACUGCCUUAGUCUAACUGCGUAACCUUUAAAACAUUUUGAUGAUUCAAAUGAAUGUUGACUGAAAUAUUUAAGGACCUAUUUAGUUUUUCUCCUCAUUGUUAUUCAAAAUAAAUAAAUUGCUGCAUAUCGAGAAUGUUGUUUACCCAGUUCCAAAACUUAGAGUUCAGAAGUGGUUUUUUUUGUGUGUGCUGCCUAUGCAAGUUAGUCCUGGAUACACAUAGAACCAUACAAAGAGGAGCAUUAUUGUUGUGAUAAUUUGACUCUUAUUUCAUUUUUUUUUACAGUUAAAAUCACCUACUAGUUUACACACUCAGGAUGCACCCAAAAGCUAUACUGUAUUGCAUAGGCCUGUAUUUGCGGCGCAAUGGAGGUUGUUAUUGUUGAUCAGUGUUUUUACAUCAGCUCCUCCAUUGGUUGGACCAUAUGUAUGUAAGCUUUUUUUCUUAGCAAAAUUAUAUUUUUGUCCAUUUUGUACUGCAAUGCUUUUUUUUCUGCUUGUUUAAUCCGAGUCACAAAACAAUCACUGGAAAACUAACAUGCUGUAUGUCAUUGCAUGAGGUUCACAUUCAGUUCAGAUGUCUCUAUUUCGAGAUAUUUGUUAACAUGGACAGAGCUUUUUGACAUUGAUACCUCUUCUUUGUACGGACGUAGUCGGUGCAUGUGGAGCUUCUCCUCAGCCAGUGUCUCAGCCACAGACUGUAUGAUGAAAUGGUAAUGUAUACGGUCUCUGCUUUCAUGUUGCUACCACUGGCUUCCAGCAGGCUUCUGUAGCCAAAGAACAUACAUGUUACGUCUGCUUUGUCUCUUGAGAUUCUUCUUCUUACAUUUUUUAUACAUGAUUAUAUAGGUUGACAUGUUACUUCUAAACCUGCUUAGUUAAAGGUUGAAUAAAAGCCGAUAUUUUGAACUAC
This is a messenger RNA of Eleginops maclovinus (Patagonian blennie), 3924 nucleotides long. It is a transcript of the gene mtf2, whose product is annotated as metal response element binding transcription factor 2. The record is from RefSeq and is a predicted model, not a curated record. Gene Ontology annotation, cellular component: nucleus. Lineage: Eukaryota; Metazoa; Chordata; Actinopteri; Perciformes; Eleginopidae. Gene Ontology annotation, molecular function: chromatin binding; DNA binding. Gene Ontology annotation, biological process: chromatin organization; regulation of DNA-templated transcription.